GGGACUUUCAACCAGAAUUGUUUCAUUCUUGAUAUUUUCUUGCCGUCCACGCAAGCGCUAUUUGAACUUUGGGGGCGUGGUCAAACCCCAAUAUUCCGCCGGCAUGCUUCAAUCCAAGCUUAGACCUUUCGUCUGCUGGCAAUGUGUCGCUCGUAGCGCCUCCAACAGCCUCUCCCCCGCUGGCAAUUCUUUGUGCCGGCCUGCCGUUAGCAAAACUCUUUCCUCUUGGAGGAACUUUUCGACCAGCUCCUCGUACAAACGCAACUUACUAUCCUCUCUUUUCGACCAAAUCGACGAUGCCAAAUCAAAAUCGAAAAGCGACGAUGCUCAUAGUCUCGUUGAUUCGCUGCCCGAGGGUGAAAUACCCGACCGGCUCCCCGCGCGCGAACGGUUACGUGCUUGGGACGCAGCCAAUCCUCAAGGUAAAAUCAUGGCAAUUCACGACAUCCUCACGCCAUCAAACCAACAAGACACUCUGAACAGCUUAUCUUCGGCCCAGUCUAGCGAGUCCAACACGAUGGACCCAGACGCGGAAGAAGAUGCCGAUCAGGAUCAAAACCGUCCUCAACUUGGCGAAGACUUCCAGGCAAACUCUUUAUUGAUGAACCCUGGUGACCUGAUCGAGGCCCGGGCUGGAUCCUCAAGGGUUCCGCUACUGGCCGUGUACAUCUGCCAGCGCGAAGGAGUGUACUACUUUUACUGUAGCGACGGCAGUCUCCACGCGCGCAUGAGGCCCAAAACGAAUUUUGUGGCUCCCGGGUUUGCCACCGAGGCUGAGCUGGCUCCCGUCAAGGGUCGACUGCCUCCAUUAGGAACGCCAGUAUCGGUGAUAAUGGAUCGGGUCAAGGGAGGUAACGAAGGACCAUCUCGCGAAGAUGGUCAGGCUCUGCUAAACAAGAUGGCCGAGUUUGUGCGGGAUGCCGAUCUUGUGUUGCAAGAAAACCACCGCAAGCUGGACGACCCAUAUCCCGUCCUUGCUAAGCAAGGUCUAGAAUACAUAACUGCCCACGAGGCCGCAGAGCACCUUCUGAGUGACAAAAACAGGAAUCCCGAUGGCAAAUUUCCUGAUCACGCUGUCUAUGCCGUUCAGCGGGCAAUAAAAAGUUGUGAGAUUGGGAUCCGUGUCUUUGAGAGCGCUGUUUUCGAUCUGAAGAGCUGCAUCCUCGAAGUCCUUCCACCCCAUGAGAUGGAAUGUAUCCAGGCCGUUGAGAACAUGGUCCGCGAGCUUUAUGCCAAUCCAGCGGCUCUACAGGAUGAUCCCGAGGGGCAGAGGCAAUUGAUGAGACACAAGAUUGGCAGUUUCAUAAUCAGGGCACGACAACAAAUUGAUCGGUAUCGCACCGAGCGCCAGUUUAAGGACGAAUGGCCUCUUAUAGGGCUAGAUCAACGCCAAGACCAGAAGGUUGAUCUGAAAGCAAAGCCUUGGCUCAAGCCUGAAGACCUGCGAAUAAUGAGAUUUUUGCACCUGUGGGCCGCAAAACAAGCUUUCACUAUUGAUUCCAGGGCAAACGUGUUUGGAUCCCAGAUUCUCCGGGCCACGGGCCGUUACAGCAACUCCGAAUUCUUAGGCAAGGCUGUUGGCUGGCAGUUCCUGCAAGAAGUUGGAUGGAUCCUGCCUUGGGAUGUGCAGUCACGGCAUACCAGACACGUACCCGGCACAAUCCCUGACAGAGCAGGUGGUCUCGUUAAUAACUUGGAACCGUUGCCUGUCGAGAUAUCCGCACACGAUCCCUACCCUGGCAGUCGCAAAGACUGGGGUGAUGUACCGGCUUUCGCAAUAGACGCUGCGGAAACAGAAGAUAUUGAUGAUGCUGUCUCUGUCGAACGUACUUCGACAGCUGAUCAAUAUUGGAUACAUGUUCACGUUGCAGACGUUGCCUCGGUUGUUCAGGCCAACAGUGCGCAUGCCCAAUAUGCAGAGAGGUUGAGCGAAACUCAUUACUACCCUGGCCACUUUGCACGCAUGUUUCCCGACUUGGGCAUACUACACAAUGUCUCGCUCGCCCCCGGUAGUCGGGCGCUUACCUUUAGUGGUCUAGUCAAUGAGCAAGGAGAACUCCUCGAAUGCAAGAUCACUCCUGGAAUUCUGCGAAACGUUGUCAACAUUGAGCCCGCAGAAGUCCAAAAGAUCUGCCCUCAACCGCCGCUACCCGGGAUGACGAAUCAAUCGGGUCUCACCCUCUGCGUUGGUGAGAGGUCCGGCUCGUUCUAUCAGUCCAUGGUCAAAAAGACAAAGUCUGCGGAUGAUCUCGCCACCCAUGAGGUUGAAGACUUGAAACUCCUAGGCCGUCUUACAACCAGUUAUGAGCUUCGGCGCAGUAAAAACUAUGCCAGUCCACAUCGGGGUGUUGGUAAGGAGAACAGAGUGAGCCCUGAGCUCUGGCCGGGAACCACACGAUUUCAACUAGCCCCAGAUGGGACCUUCCGUUCGUCCGGUGAUAUGGCCAUUGAGGUGGCCAUACGAUCUCCUGAUGUUGAUCGAGUUUCUGAUCUUGUCACGAAUUCCAUGAUCCUCGCCGGUGAAAUUGCCGGCCGCUGGUGUGAGGAUCGCGGCAUCCCUGUGCCGUAUCGCACCAUGCCUCAGGCGACGAUGAAUAUGGACGUUCUAUUACCUUGGGUCAAGAACUACUUGUAUCCUCUGUUUGAGGCCAACCAGCAGCCCACAAAAGAAGACGUUGCACUCAUCAAACAGCUCGCCGGCCCUGCCCUACUUUCCACCAAUCCCGGCCGGCACUUCUGGCUCGGCCUGAACCACUAUGUCAAGGUCACAUCACCGUUGCGUCGGUAUCUGGACGUUCUCGCUCACUUUCAGAUCCACGCAGCACUGGCCGAAGAGGCCCGCACGGGUAAAUCACUUCAGCCACCACCAGAGGGGGAGGACCACUCCUUCCUGCCAUUCACCCGCGCCGACCUCGCAGCCAAGCUGCCACUUCUCGCGGUGCGGGAGGCCAAGAUCCGCGCUCUAUCGACACAUGGCCCGUCUGGGCCGAAAGAAUACGUGUACCAGGCCCUCGCCCGCGCAUUUUAUUUUAACGAGGCGCCGCUGCCAUCCACGUUCGAGUUUCACAUUGUUGAGUCAUUGGCAACACGGCAUCUCCGUGGCAUGCUUCCAGGGUUGUGGAAUCUUUUGGCCGAUCUGCCUUACCGCAACUUGAACGGAGCAGUCAAGUUGUCUUCACAGCUGAUCCCGGGCGAUAUCCUUGAGGUCAAGCUGGCCCGGAUCAUGCCCCUUGGUAUACUAUUGGAGGUCGAGGCUGUGAGGGCGUUGAGGGUUGGCGGUGAGGAUGUAGUGGAGGAUUAUGGCAGUUCGGCUGCUGCUGGCGGCAAGGUCAUUGCUGAUGCGGAUGCGCAAGCUGUCGCUGGUGAAGCGUCUGUGUGA
Pyricularia grisea is the source of this 3379-nucleotide messenger RNA. RefSeq lists its product as uncharacterized. Gene Ontology annotation, molecular function: 3'-5'-RNA exonuclease activity; RNA binding. NCBI's taxonomy places the organism in Eukaryota, Fungi, Ascomycota, Sordariomycetes, Magnaporthales, Pyriculariaceae. The coding region runs from base 104 to 3379 and encodes 1091 amino acids. The transcript is spliced from 2 exons. Gene Ontology annotation, cellular component: exosome (RNase complex); P-body. Gene Ontology annotation, biological process: mRNA catabolic process. The record is from RefSeq and is a predicted model, not a curated record.